UAGGCUGGUAGGUAAAAACCAAAACAGGAAGUUUUUCGAUCUGAACAGCUGACCUUUCAGCUUGUUUACGUUUGUGUGUGCUGUUCUAGGAAACGUUACCGGACAGAUUUCAGUCUUUUUGUGUGUUCUUGGAUUUAUUCUUAACGAUAAUUUUUCUAAUAACAUUGCUGGGUUGAAUCCCUAACUUGUUAAUGGAUUAAACACAGUUCAUUCAACUCGACCGACCUACUUUCGAAUUCUCCAUUUUGCAUGGUUUGUUUACAUCAAAGUGAAGCGAUGACAGAUACUAUAUUUAGUUCGGUAGAAACAUCAUGGCAGACAACUUAGCCUCAGGCCCAGUUUGUGGACAGAUUUAAAUACAACACCUGACAUGUUUGCAUCUGAAUGGAAGAGGAAAGCAAUAUGUCUGGUGUCCGCUCUGGACGAAGGUCUGGCCGUCGCCCGGGGAGACGUCCGGCAAAGGUUGAUGUGAAGGCAAAGCUGGAACGCAGUCGACAGAGUGCUCGGGAAUGUCGUGCUAGGAAGAAACUGCGUUACCAGUACCUUGAAGAUUUAGUAAGCAGUAGGGAGCAAGCAAUUUUCAGACUCCGAGAUGAACUUGAACUGUGUAAGCAGUGGUGCAUUCAACUGGAUAAUGGAAAGAUACCGGAAAAUUUGGCAGAGAGGGUAGCAGAAAAAACAAGAAUAAAGGAACAAAGACGGGGCGAGUCAAGCUCAGAGGGGAGGGAUUCUCCACCCGGAAGUAGUACAUCAUCAGCGUAUAGCCACGGAUCUCCAGACAACAAUCAGGGAUCUCCACAGGGGGCCACGGGAUUCGGAGAACGUAAACACCACCCCGUAGAUGUGAAUAUAUAUCCAAAUCCGCCUGUGACCUUUGCCCAAGGAAGUAUGAUCCCAACUCUGAGUGAUACCAGUGGUGGCACAUUAUUUAGUCCGUGGAGAAAACAAAGUCCGGUCCUGUCGCCACCAGGUAGUCAAAUUAGGGCCGUUUCUUCCUCUUCAACACAUACGUCAUCAUUUACUAGCCAACGGUCGUCGAUGUCUUCUUUCACGGGUCAACGGCCGACUUUGGCUCAAUAUCCUGGAUUUCCAAAAUUUGAUGCAAUAUCUACUUUGGAGAAUUUUAGUGCUAACUUCAUGGACAAUAGUGGAAGAGGUACUGCCGAUAGUUUUAUGAGGAGACACUCAGCUCAUGGUGCAUACACCGUUAGACCUGAACAUACUGUUCAAAACCCUGUCACGUCGCAGAUCACGCCAACUAUUUCGUCACCGAUGACGUCAUCUGGUCAGUCAUCUUUCACGUCACAGACUGGCAAGGACUUUGUGUAUGAGUAUAACCAGAGAAAAAAAUCCUUAGAAUAUACUGUGCUUCAAAACCCCAAAAUACAGAGAAAGGAUUCUGUGGAUAUGUCAGUGGGGGGUGAUUUCCGGACUAUGUUUCUUGAUGAGGAACUGUUGCAAACAAUUCCAGAAAACAGAACUGAUUCGCCUUUUCAAAUUGUACCAAAAGUAGAUAGUCUUAGGGUCCCCCAAACUAAUAUCCCUACGUCUGUAUGGAAUACAGAAUCUUUCGGAAUGCAUGAGUCUAUUGUUUCUUUACUCAACGUCGGAAACAAUCCGACUGAACAGUAUCCAGUUGUCCAGACGUCGGUCGAACCUAAAAUGCCAGCCACAUCCACAAAUGUAUCCGUGGUUAACUAUACCGCGUCAGACAGAGGACAAGGCCGUGUCAAUCAGCAUAACGACACCAGUGAUAGCUCCGAUGUACCCAAUGAUAGCAUUUUACCAACAGUUCUAGAUGAAUUUAAUUUUUGAAGAUGAGCUCAAUUUGUUGAUUGAAUUUUUAUCGAUGAAAGUGUUAUUGUGGAACACGAUAGGCCUUACAUCAUAUUUUCUGUAACAUUGCCGUAAUGACAUAGGUGUGGGAUCUUGGACCUGAACGAGUUUUAUGUUCUUAGUAGGUGUUAAUCAAUCCGCAUCGUUUGAUAAUGUAUGACACGUUAUCAUUAUAGGUAAAGAUGUUAUAUUCACAAUGAAAUAUUCAAAGAAUGGUCAGUAUUUUUAUUUCUUUGAUUAUGAUAGUUUUUACAUAUCUGUUAUUAUCAACGUUGUUUUUGUUGAAUGGUAAUACAAUUAUAUACGGAGAUCUGCUAUGAGGUUUAUUUUAUUGUACCUAUUUCAGCUGCAACUUCACAUUUAAUGCAUUUUUGAUCCGGAUCCCUUUCAAAGUUUCGAACCGUUAAAAGGACUUCUUCCCAAUCAAGUUAAUUAUAUAAACAAAAUUGUAAAUACAUUCCUUAGCAUCUCGAUUUUUCGAUUUUAUUUCUGUCGUCAGUCAUGACUUUUGCAUUCUUUGACACAGCAAUACAUAAUAAUUCAAUAAGGAUAGUGCGACAUCACCCUUUCAAAAUCGUCAAAAUGGUAAUUCUGCUAAAACAUAUAAGUAAAGACAGUGUUGACUUGGGUAGCAAAUCAAUUGCUAAAAACUUCUUUUCUAAAACAGUUCAUUUGACUGUCGAGUCCCAUUUAGAUGGCGUAUCAUGAUUUUAGACAAAAGAAUAAUAUUACCGUAAUUUUAGCGGAAUUAUGCCGCUGCGUCAUCAUAUUGCAGGCUGUUUUUUUUAGUUUGCUUAAUCUUUGUGCUUCUAUAUUAUUUAGUCAAAUUGAUUGAAUUUUAUUUUUCAUAAUUUUGGGCAUUCCAUUGCACGAUGUAAAUAUUAUCAUUUAAUAUUUAUUUUUUUGUACAUUUGUUUUAGGGUCGUAGAGCUAAGUUGGUGUUUUAAAACGCUUUUGUUGGUAUCUUUAUUUUUUUUAUUUCGUAGACUAGUCCUAGGUAAAUAUUUCUUUAUGGUACGAAUACUUAAUAAAAUGUACUCAUUCAAUUAGUCAUAGGGCAAUCAUUUUUCACAGUUAUUCAUUUUAAUAUGGGUUAAAGUAUUUGUUAUUGUUUUGUGGUAUAUAUAUAUAUUAAGAUUUUAUCUUUCUUAUUUUAGACGUCUCUAUUUCCAUACUAUUAUUUACUUAUUCUACUCACCAUAGUAGUGCAAACAAUGUUGUAACAGUUAUUCUGUACGAAUUAUUUGGUUUAUUUGAUUCAUUGUUCAUUAUGUACCAAUUUUAGAAACCAGAGUUAUUGAUUAUAAAAUUAGAUGAGCAUUCCUCCAAAAUGCAAUCUUAUUGUUCCGUUGGAAACCGAGAUAUGUUAUAUACAAUAUAUCCAUAACGGAUUCUCGUAUGAUGGGACAAACGUGAGAUAAUUUAUAAGGUUAAACUGUGCAGAUAUUUACAUGCAUAGAAAUACUGAAUGUAACAUUAACUCUAUGAAGGUUUAGAGGUUAGGGAUUAUGAAAUAAUAUAAUCAAUUACUGAAGAAAGGUCUUACUGUCCCGUAUACGAAAUUCCAUAUGCGUUAUAUACAAUAAAUCUAUCGAGGGCACUGAUUUACCAAACGCGAGACAGUCAAUAAGCUUUUAAUAUGUUCAUAUCUAUUAAAAAGGUUAUCAGGUUCAUUGAGAAAAUAGAACAGAGACUUCAAUCAUCAGUGUGUUUAGAUUGUUAUGCAAUUUCUAAUUUUAAGACAGAACACGAUUUUAUGUUUCUUUAAAAAAACGUCGUCGAAAUAGGGCAAGUUUAGACGUUUAAACAGUGCAAUACAUUUCAUUAGCCAUGUCAUUCGUCAUUUUGUAAUUUCUUUACGUUUACCAUUAUCGUCUCAACAAAACAACAACGUAAGGUUUUAUUCACACCGGUGUUUUUUUUUAUAAAUAGGACAAAAUGUUGGUUGAUUGGUUUUUUCGAACAUAUAAUGUCGAUUUUGCCAUCUCCCCCAGCUUAUAGUACAACCAUGUCAAGCAUACUGUAUUAGUUUGUUAGUUUGUAAUGUGCACUUUUUUGUGCUAAGUACUGUACACAUGUCAUCAGAAGCUGUAUUGAUAACUGUAAGGAUACAUAUAUAUUCUUUUUGUUCGUUACUUUUUAUUUGCAAAUUAGAAUGUCGUGAUUAGUCUGAUUUUGUUGCAUAUUGAAUUAGUUUAUGUUUUAACUAAACAGGGGGAGAAGGAGACAUUAGUCUCAAUGAUUUGAAAAAAAUCUAAAAGAAGUAUUCAAUCAACUAACCACGUUGUACACUGAAAUGGUUAGUAUUGAUAGUUAAGCAUUAUGUCAUUAUUUUGCUGUUUUUGUGUAAAUAAAUAUAAGAAACAAUGAUCAACACGUAUUUACUGUGUUACUGAUAUGUUUAAAUAUCUUAAAGAUAUGUCUGUACAUUCUUUUAUAGGGUUAACAAAAUAUACAUUAUUGUACAUCUUUACAGUGCAAGUAAAACCGAUAAUACUGAAAAAUGGCAUCUCAGUACUAUUGUCUUCUAUUCUUACGAUAAUAACGUUUUUUAUACUUAUUAACAUAUAUGCAAUAAAAUUGAAACCAGACGAGUUAUGUGUUGAAUUUGUUCACGGUCGGGAAAUUGCCACAAGAAUGAUAGUGACGUCACAGACACUUUACGAUCAUUUUGUACGUACUGUGUCGCGAGUUUUGUUUAUUUGACCUUUGACCUCCUAACAGUGAUUGACAUAUCUAGGCGUAUACCGAACUGAAAUGUGUUUAAGAUCACGAUUUUGAUAAGAAAUUUAACUUCAAAACACGAUCUUCUUUAUAUCCAUGAGAAUUAAAAUUUCAAAUGUAGGUUUAUUCGGAUCCAAAAUCAUGAACCAUUGCAUAAAUUUAUAUUUUGUCACUGAUCAACGAUCACGAUUUUUUCAGUGCCGAUUGUGAAAUCAAACUACCACGUUCUGACAAGUGUAUUUUGUACAUCUUAAGAACACAUCGCCACAAAGUCAUUUAUAACCAGUUAAAAAAAAUAAAAUUAAAACUAAAGCACAUUGAGCUAUGCGGAAGAACAGGUAGUAAUGUUCUUCCGCAUAGCUCAAUGUAGCUUUAGUGCACUUGUACUCGACAAAGUGCUUGGCAUCAACUAUAAACUCCUAUAUACAUGUUAUUUACCUUUAUUGAUUGUAACAGCAACAUUACCAAUAUCAAUUGAAAUAUUAAAGUGUUUUAAUUCCAUGUGAUGGCCUAAUCUUUAAUUGUGUAUGAACCAAAUUAUAACUAAUGCCAACAGCUUCCCUGACAAAUACAUGCAUUUAUAUCAUUUUA
Messenger RNA from Mizuhopecten yessoensis (Yesso scallop), 5151 nucleotides. RefSeq names its product cAMP-responsive element-binding protein-like 2. Gene Ontology annotation, cellular component: nucleus. Lineage: Eukaryota; Metazoa; Mollusca; Bivalvia; Pectinida; Pectinidae. The transcript is spliced from 3 exons. The record is from RefSeq and is a predicted model, not a curated record. Gene Ontology annotation, molecular function: DNA-binding transcription factor activity. Gene Ontology annotation, biological process: regulation of DNA-templated transcription. Bases 385 to 1815 code for a protein of 476 amino acids.